This is a messenger RNA of Planococcus citri (citrus mealybug), 3573 nucleotides long. RefSeq names its product protein phosphatase 1 regulatory subunit 37. Gene Ontology annotation, cellular component: plasma membrane; lamellipodium. Gene Ontology annotation, molecular function: protein binding. The coding region runs from base 398 to 2812 and encodes 804 amino acids. The record is from RefSeq and is a predicted model, not a curated record. Gene Ontology annotation, biological process: cell migration; regulation of Arp2/3 complex-mediated actin nucleation. The transcript is spliced from 11 exons. Lineage: Eukaryota; Metazoa; Arthropoda; Insecta; Hemiptera; Pseudococcidae.
GGUUAAUUCAAAAUUGUGUUUUGUUUUCAAGUAUUAUGGUUUGAGUUCGUGUAGGGUUGCUUUUUGUUCAGUUUUUCUGCUGGUGUAUCGUUUUCGCGUUUAUUUCAAAAUUCUGUGUUGAAUAAUCGAAUUUUUUUUAUCAUUAUCGCUGACUACCGUUAUUUUGCGAUCGACUCUUCCUGAAACUCUUGUUCCUCGUGUAGUUUGUGAAAAUCGAAACAGUAGCCCGUUAAGCAUGGAAAAAUACACGACACGAAUGGAGAUGUUGUUUUUUUUAAUGAAUGAAAAAAAAUAUAUAUUGGAAGAAAAUGCAAGGCGUUUACUUAUCCCAGUGAUGAUGGCGGUGCAUUAACAAAUCAGAGCAUUUACCGAUAUCACCAACGAGGACUUAAUUUCCAUGUACAUAUCAUCUUGUAAAAAACAUGGUACCUAUCCCAUACCAACCGUAUUAGACCAGUUAUCAAAAUUAGAAUUGAAAAUUGAACGCAAUAAAUUAUUUUCGCUCAAAGGAAUAACGUUAAAUGCAACGAUAUGUGAGACGUUAGAAGAUAUUUUAAAACAUAUACAGUUUCAGCAGAUUAAUUUAGAAUCGACAGCUUUGGAUGAAGAAGCAUCCGUUGCAUUAUUCGAUAUGCUGGAAUAUUACGAAUCAGCAACGCAUCUGAAUAUAUCAUCGAAUCACGAAAUCGGUGUCAGAGGAUGGCAAGCUUGCGCCCGAAUGAUAAAAAAAGCUUGUUGUUUGGAAGAACUGGAAGCAAGAAAUACGACGUUAAAUGAAGUUUCAAUGCCCAUACUCGGUCGUGCCCUCAAAGUCGGAUCUCAAUUACAAGUAUUAAAAUUAGAAAACUGCGGACUAAACGGUCGUUCUCUUAUUAUAUUAGCUUCAGCCUUAAAGGUGAAUUCAAACCUAAAAGAGUUAUACUUAGGUGAAAAUAAUUUAGGAAUGAAUGACGCUAAUCAACUCGGUUCAAUGCUCAAAUGUAAUACUACAUUGCAAUUACUCGAUAUUAGCCACAACGAUAUCAAAGAUGCGGGGUUCAAUUACAUAAUUGACGGUAUCAUAGACCAAGGGUUCGGUUUGUCAGUAUUAAUGGUGUGGAAUAACCAACUUACCAAAAAUAUCGCUUACACUUUAGUCAGACUGCUGGGCGAAUGUACCGGUUUAGAAACGUUGAACGUCGGACAAAACGUACUGAAUGACGAAUUCUUACGUAUCAUCAAGGAUCCAUUAAUAUCGAACAAAAACCUGCUAAGAUUGGGUUUACAGUCGACGGCGUUGACAAACGAAGCUGCCUUCAUUAUAUCGGAUAUUUUAAAUUCGAAUAGUUUGAUUCAGAGAGUUGAUUUGAGAGAUAAUAAUAUCCAAACUACCGGACUAUCGGCGUUAUUGGAAUGUUUGAAGGAAAAUUCAAGUUUAAUAAGACUGGACUUAGAUAAACUGCCUCGCAAAUCCGCAUUUACCGAAAACAGCGCUUCGAAUUACAAAGCGUUAGUAGAAGAAAUACGUAAAAAAUGCGCCGAAAACGAAAGAAACAUCAUGGAACGUAAAAACGAAUCGGAUAAUUGUAGCAGCGAAGAAGAAGAUUCGGUCAAAGAGCUGAGUGCCAAGUACAGAAACCUUCAAUUAUCAGUUGUCGACUCGAGAAAAAUUUCGUUGACGUGCGAAUCAUUGGAAUUUCGACCGCCGGAAAAUCUUAUCAGUAAUUCGAAUUUCUUAGGAGAGCCGAAGAAAAACGGUAGAUUAAGAAGUCCGGCGCCGAGCCCUAUACCUAGUCCGGUAUCGAGUCCUUCGCCUGUACGUAGUCGUUUCCAAGUAUCGAAAGUAGUCGAGGGUCAAAAUUCUCCUCCGUUGUACAAUCCUAUCGGUAGCGGGAACAAAACCUCGUCCAGAUUUAAAGUUACCGUCGUCGAACCGGAAACCAAACCGUUAUCUGACAGCAAUAUAUCGGACGACAGUAAUGAAAUCACGUUAACUAUAAAUUAUCCGAUGAACAGCGAAAAAACGUAUCCGGGUAAAGAGAACAAAAACGAAGAUUCUAGGAAUAAAUGUAGAAACGAGGAAAUUACCAAAAGUAGAAAUUCGCAGAGCGAUCAAAGUAAAAAAGACGAGAAAAUCAUCAGUAUCAAAAUAGAUUCGGCUCCAGCUAAGAAUAAAGACACCUCGUCGAAUCCUAUAACGGAAAAAAUACGUAAAUUAUCGUGGGUCGGGCCUAUUCUGCAAGCUCCCUCGGCAGCGAUGGAAUCGGCUAAAAUACCUACUAAUCUGGAGAAAUUACUCGGCCUAUUUCAAAAUCCGUUUGUACGCAGUUCGAAUAAAACCGACGAGGUUAUUAAAUCUGCGAGCAGCGAACCUAUAUUGACGGAAAGUCAUCGAGAUAGCAGUAAAACUGUGUCGAUGAACGAGGAUGUGGAAACCACGCUACCAAGUAGCCAAGAAAAAUCGGACGAUAAGCUUAGCUUCGGAGCUAUCGAUUUACCCGCUGAUGAGAACAGUUCCGCUAAUGAGUUUAGCAAAUUAAGCGAAAAUAUUAUUAAGAAGCUGUCCGAACAGAUUGAGUUUAAAGAAAAGAAAUUAUUCGGCGAUGCGAGCACAGCCACGAACUCGAGAUCGGAUAAAGGUACCGAAAACUUGACCGGUAAGAGUGAUAGCGAAUUUGGCGUUUCGGAAUCUAAAGCGUUUCCCGCCACUUGGCCGCAGAAAUUAUCUCCUAACUAUCUCCCCUCGCCCAGCAAAAGCUCUCCCAAUAUCUUGGAAGCUACCGCUUUCGUAUUACUGCAAGGACACGUUCCUUCCGAUUUAACCACCAAGUGAAUAUUACGCGUAAUAAGUACGUAUGUGUGAAAGCUGUGCUUUUUGGUGAACGUUUCACUGCCUAGUAUCACGUGGAUACUUUGGUGUAUCGUAAUCGAUAUCCUUCUCUAGUGUAUUGUUUUGCAAUCAAGGAGAUUGGCAAUGAAUUGAAAAUUCGCGCUGGGUUUUUGUACCUUUCUCUCUUACAGACUACCAUGUAGGUAUUUUACGAUCAUACUGGUCGAGCCAGUAAUUGGAAAUUUGUAACUUGAUAAUAUGUAGGUACGUAAGUACAACGUACAAAUGUAGCUAUGGAAUUACGCUUUUUCAAAUAUCAAACUACUCACCAACAAGAAGGGAACGAUCUUUUGUUAUGUACUUACUUGAGUAAGUUUGAAACUGAACAAAACGAAUUUGUCGAUAGGUUUCCUGUGUUGGAAAAAUAUUAUAAUAUUCGAACAAAAUUAAUUUUUCAAACUGUGUUAUCCAAGUUUAGCGCGAUAGUAUUCGACAUCUAAGAUUUUGACGCUUUGCUUGGAAAAGAGUGUAGUUUUAUUGGCAAUAAAAGUUCCCGUACGAUUAUUGGUUGAAAAACAAAUUUAUAAUUGAUUCCAAAUUUUGAAACGACAAAAACAAAAACGAACCAAAGUUGAUUUUUUUUCAAUCCUCUGACGUUCGAGAGCAAUUCAAAUGUGCGUACUUGAGAGGCUCAAAUGUUGGAUCACAAUUUUUGCAAAAAAAAAAAAGAAAGAAAGAAAAGUGAAAAAUAAGUCUAGUUUUUA